Cajanus cajan (pigeon pea) is the source of this 1821-nucleotide messenger RNA. RefSeq names its product protein NUCLEAR FUSION DEFECTIVE 4. Lineage: Eukaryota; Viridiplantae; Streptophyta; Magnoliopsida; Fabales; Fabaceae. The record is from RefSeq and is a predicted model, not a curated record. Gene Ontology annotation, cellular component: membrane.
UUUAGUUUUCACACCAUAACCCUUUUCUCCUCUUUUUCUCAACAUAUAUGCCCUCACACCCCAUACCUCUUAGUAGAAUAGAAGGGUGAUUCAAGAUUUUCUUCUCAAGAUUAUUCACCAUGCCUUCUUCUACUCUUCAAUGGUUAAGCCUUGUUGGCAUCAUUUGGCUCCAAGCCAUAAUUGGGACCAACACCAAUUUCCCUGCAUACUCUUCUCAGUUGAAAGAGCUUCUUUCCAUCUCCCAAGUGCAGCUCAAUAACCUUGCUUUUGCCUCUGAUGCAGGCAAACUUUUUGGCUGGUUUUCUGGCCUUGCUUCUAUUUACCUCCCCCUAUGGCUUGUCCUCUUGAUUGGUUCAACUCUAGGGUUGAUUGGUUAUGGUGUGCAAUAUCUCUUCAUAACCAACGUAAUCUCCUCUUUGUCCUAUUGGCAUGUCUUUUUGCUAACUUUUCUUGCUGGCAAUAGCAUUUGUUGGAUCAACACAGUGUGCUAUGUUGUCACCAUAAGGAACUUCCUAUCUGAUCGCCAAGCUGCAGUGGGAAUAACAACCAGUUAUCAAGGAUUAAGUGCAAAGAUUUAUGCCAACAUUGUUGAUGCUGUUGCGCCUCACAAGAAAGCUAGAACAUUCCUCUUCUUGAACUCUCUCUUACCUUUGAUAGUUGGCCUAAUAGCAGCUCCUCUUGUCAGAGAAAUUGAAUUCACAGGUCCUAAUUACAAGGGUGUUGGGUUUGCUGUGAUGUUCGCCAUAACCAUUUCAACCGGAAUAUAUGCUGUAUUUAGCAGUUUGCAAUUUGUCACAAACAAAGCAUCCUCACUUGGUAUCUUGAUUGGUAUUCUGGUAUCUCUUGUCUUGCCUCUACUAGUGCCACUUUUAGUGAAGAUCAAGGAGAUAGAGAACAAUAGAGAAAAAUUGAGAGUAUGUGAUUUUACUAUGGAGGACAAUACUAACGAAGCGGGGGAAGGGAAUGAGGUGAAAGAUGAAGAUGAUGUAGAAGUUCAAGAAUAUGUUGUUGGCAUUAUUGAAGAAGUUGGAGUCAAGUUGAUGUUGAGAAGAAUAAAUUUCUGGUUAUAUUUCUUGAUCUACUUUUUUGGUGCAACAGUUGGUUUAGUAUAUCUUAAUAACUUGGGACAAAUAGCUGAAUCCCGCGGUUGCUAUGGUACUUCAUCUUUGGUGUCUUUGUCUUCAUCAUUUGGAUUCUUUGGACGUCUCAUGCCAUCUCUUAUGUACUACUUCUACAGGGGGAAGUGUAAAGUUUCAAGACCUGCUUCCAUAUUGGCAGUGAUGGUUCCAACAUCUGGUGCAUUUUUCUUACUUCUCAACAAAUCUGACCUAGCACUAUACAUCAGUACUGCAGUGAUUGGAGUGUGCACUGGAGCAAUAACUUCCCUUGCUGUUUCCACAACCACUGAGCUAUUCGGUACUAAACAUUUCUCAGUGAACCAUAAUGUGGUGGUGGCCAACAUUCCCAUAGGGUCCUUUGUAUUUGGCUACACAGCUGCACUUUUUUACCGUAAGGAAGGGAAUGAGAAUGGGAAAUGCAUGGGCAUGGAAUGCUACAGAAACACUUUUAUUAUGUGGGGCUCUUUUUGUCUCCUUGGAACUCUUUUGGCUUUGAUUCUACAUGCUAGGACUCGUAAAUUGUACUCACAAAAUCAAUAGUAUACACAUUUUAUACUUUUAUGUAGCUGUACUUUUUUCUCUUUUAAUAUACACACAGGACUUUGUGACUUGUAAUCUCCUCUAAAUUUUGCACUAGUGUAAUAUUGUAAAUAGACUAUUUCAAAUUCAAUAAAUAUAAACAUACCUUUAUUUUUUUUCUUUA